AUGUCCAGGCAGAUUUUUAUACAGAGCGAAACGUCUCUGCGGCGUGUCUCAGAAUAUAGUCGUUUCUUCCUAGAUGACUCAGAGUCUCGUGCACUCCAUAUUCACGACAAUCGCAAAAGGCCAUUCGCUCACUCGUCCCCCUUAUUUCUGGCAGCCUACAUCCGUCCACGAACUCUUUGCCUUCGCGGAGCGAUAUGGACCGGCCCUAAGUCACGCUUCCAUCCUGACAGUUUCUUCGACUACCUCCCGCUCUUCGCAUCCGUGACCUCUCUCUGGGUGUCUUCAUGCACGUUCCGCUCAACACGCGACCUCGAACGCCUGCUUGCCGCGUUUCCUAAGCUCGAUAAUGUGGUUCUCCACAAAGUCGACUGUUUCGCCGCCAUUAAGGAACCUUAUGCAGGGUUUGUCGCUGAGCGUCAAAUUGCUCACGAUGACUAUCGUCGUAUUACAGCCAUCUGUUACAACUCUUUGACGUUCUGGGACGUGCCGUCAGGAAUCGUUGCGUCCCUCUUGAAUUGGCUGGCUUCUGGCCCCGAGCGUAUGACAAUACAAAGCCUUACCAUCGGUGGCAUCGAAGUCCCUAGCUGGCAGCAUUUCACGGAGACGUUACUCCCAAGGUUUAAACCGUCCUUGCAGAACCUGUGCCUGCCGUUCGCUCCAAAAGGUCAGUCAUAUUUCAAUGGUGGCUCACAAGCUUGCUUGACGCCUAAAUCUGCGACAGAGCACGUCAGGCUGAUCUCCAACACCAAGUUGAAGGUGCUCGUGCUGAACUGUUGCAUUUUCGGUGCAGAGGACUGGAGUCAUGCCUGCCAUGCAGUGGGCUCCUUCCUCUCAAAGAUUCAGAAGAGCCAGCUUACGGCGCUACUGUUUGAGCUUGCCGACGCGACAUCUCAGAGCGAUGGCAAUGACUGCUGCACAGGGGACGCAUUUGUAGGGAACAUGGCGACUGUAACCAUGCGCGCAGACUGUAGUGCCGCUAAGUCACGCUUCCCUGCAUGCUUGGGUGUGCUCGCUAAUAGGUUACCUAUCGAGCACGUGCGGCAGUGCCAUGCCUUGAGCAACGCAGAUGCCAGGAACUUUUUCCAUCAACUAAUGUUUGGCCUGUGCGGCGCUGAUGGUUGGAACGCUUGUGGAGUUAUAAGAGACGAGUGGACACUGGAUAGCGGUCGUCGCUCACGGUGGCACGACUAG
Messenger RNA from Postia placenta MAD-698-R-SB12, 1191 nucleotides. RefSeq lists its product as hypothetical. NCBI's taxonomy places the organism in Eukaryota, Fungi, Basidiomycota, Agaricomycetes, Polyporales, Adustoporiaceae. The coding region runs from base 1 to 1191 and encodes 396 amino acids. The transcript has 2 exons. The record is from RefSeq and is a predicted model, not a curated record.